Seriola dumerili (greater amberjack) is the source of this 981-nucleotide messenger RNA. RefSeq lists its product as uncharacterized. The record is from RefSeq and is a predicted model, not a curated record. The transcript has 11 exons. Lineage: Eukaryota; Metazoa; Chordata; Actinopteri; Carangiformes; Carangidae. Bases 355 to 960 code for a protein of 201 amino acids.
GGAAGGCUGGGACCAAUCUUUAUCCGACUUUUUAUUGGAGCUUUCUUAUACCAACUAGAAAACUGCUCAUAGAGGUCGCGUGGUUCGCCUGUUCAACAACAACUCCUGCACUUCAUAUCACCAUUAACCAGAGCGGAUUAUUGAAAGUGAACUGCAGUCACAGUGAACCAGGGGAAGUCUUUAAACAACCCCACAGAUCCGGUGUGGGGACCUUUUUUGCCACCACAGGUCUCGACCACUGAGACACUGAGAGUCCAUUAACGCAAACUGGCCAGAAGUGCGAGGGGAACAAUAUAUGUGGCAGCGAGCAGGGUCGGAUUGGGUUUUGUGAUCCAGAAAGCCGUCACAGCACUCAUGAACAUGCUUAUCUCCCUUCUGCUGCUGUUGGUUAGUGGUGUGCAGUGCUUUGCAGUCACAGCAGGUCAUGGUGGAAACACAUCUGUGUAUUACUGCGAGGUUCCAGGAUGUGCUUCCAAUGUGACAAAAAUAUUUUGCAAAGACGAGCUGGUCGUCACUGACAAACACAUUCCAGACUGUGCAGGCCACCUACCACCACCCAAGUCUGUUUGUCAGCAUGAUGGUCGGGCAUUCGUCUCCUCCGAUACAGCUGAUCCCUGUGAAUUUGAAGGGGAGGCUUAUAUUGAGACGGGGAAGUGUACAGCCACCAGUGACAUAUGUUCUCUUACCCGUGGUACCAAAACACCAGAACAGAAAUCCCUUGAAAGCAUAUGGAUCGUGCUGAUAGUCCUGGUUUGCCUGGUUUCCCUGGUUUGUCUAUUUAUAUAUAUAUAUAAAAAGAGACAAAACAGAGAACAAAAUCAACAGGAGGCCAGUGACUCUGGUGUGGCUGAACCUCUAAGAGACAUGCAAAGCUCUGGAAACACCAGUGAGAGAGAUACCUCUGGUGCUCCUGGAUUGGAUGACAGCAGCUCUCUUUCCCAACGUGACCAUGGAGCCUGAAGUUCUGCAGCUUCAUUUCUC